AUGAAGCAUGUCACAACUGCAGCCCUCUUGUUAGGGCUCACAAGAGGGGAAUAUGCCACCAAUUCCACGUGCAAAUACAUCCCUGGUGAUCUUGGCUGGCCCUCCUCGAAGACAUGGGCUCGACUCAACCAGACAGUCGAAGGUCGGUUGAUCAAAACAGUUCCUCAAGCAAGCAUCUGUCAUACGGAACCGUACCAUGACUUAGAUGAGACGGGAUGUGAACAGUUAAGAGAGAAUUGGGAUUAUGCACAAACUUUUGAGUUGAAACCAGCUGAAAUAAUAAAUCCAGCAUUCCAAAACCAGUCUUGUGAUCCUUAUACUCCAUUAGACCGGCCAUGUGAGCUUGGCAACUAUGCUGUUUAUUCGAUCAAUGUCACUGGGGCUCCGGACAUCGUCGCCGGUUUGAAUUUUGCUAGGGACAACAACGUCCGGCUUGUGAUCAAGAACACCGGACAUGAUUACAUGGGAAAGUCUACUGGUUUGGGAUCACUUUCAUUAUGGACUCACAAUCUCAAAUCAACGGAUGUGUUACCCAAGUACGAAAGUGACCACUACACCGGCCCGGCCGUGAAGAUCGGCGCCGGCGUUAUUGCUGGUGAACUGUAUGCUGCUGUUGCCGAUCAAGGAUACCGUGCCGUUGGUGGAACAUGCCCCAGUGUCGGCAUUGCUGGCGGAUACACUGCUGGUGGGGGCCAUUCGGUUCUCUCCGGUGCCUACGGCUUGGCGGCCGACAAUGUGCUAGAAUGGGAACUUGUAACGGCCAAUGGAGAACACAUUAUAGCUACCCCGACAAAUGAGCACUCAGACCUUUAUUGGGCUAUGAGUGGUGGUGGGGGUGGCGUUUGGGGAGUAGUCCUCAGCGUUACCAGCAAAAUCUAUCCCGACGGCAAGGUCACUGGAGGUCAAUUGGCCUUUAAUGCUACAGAAGGGGAUCCGGAAGGCUACUGGAAAGCAAUUGAGUCCUGGUUUGCGUUUAUGCCGAACUAUACUGACGGUCUCGGUGGCGGUAAUACGUGCGAGUAUGAGAUCUUUUACAAUCAGUUCAACGCUAUCAGCUUCACUGUUCCGGAUAAGGACUCCACCGCACUUGAUGAGCUACUUGCGCCAUAUAUCAAGAUACUGGAAGGUUUGAACAUAACUUACACCUAUAGUUCGCACACCUCGGAUACAUUUUACCAGCACUUCGACCGUGAUUUUGGCCCGUUGCCUUAUGGUCCGUUCCCCGCCAACACACUAUUUAGCAAUCGACUUUUCCCUCGCGAAGUAGUCGAAGAUACGGCCAAGAACCUGGCUCUGGUGAACACAAUUCGCAAUUACACAGAAUUCCAAGAUGGGUACUGGUGGCUUGGUUGCGAAUCUCUUCGCGUCAAUAGUACCAGCCACCCGGAUAACUCGCUCCACCCCGCAUGGAGGGAAGUUAUCGGGAUCUGCACUGUUGAGGGGUACUGGAACUGGACCAUACCGCGAUCCGAAAUGUAUGAUCGCAAGAGACACAUGGUGACCGAGAUUAUCCCAUCAAUCGAGGCCGUGACCCCGGGCUCUGGUUCAUACCUUAAUGAAGUGGAUUCUUGGUACCUUGGCGAUUGGAAGGAUAACUUCUAUGGGAUCAAUUAUCCCCGCCUUCUGGAUGUCAAGGGCAAGUAUGAUCCUGGUCAUUUAUUUUACGCCUACACGGGCGUUGGAAGUGAUUAUUAUACUACGGAUGGUAGUGGGAGGUUAUGUAAGGCUUGA
Messenger RNA from Hypoxylon trugodes, 1731 nucleotides. RefSeq lists its product as uncharacterized. The transcript is spliced from 3 exons. The record is from RefSeq and is a predicted model, not a curated record. Lineage: Eukaryota; Fungi; Ascomycota; Sordariomycetes; Xylariales; Hypoxylaceae. Gene Ontology annotation, molecular function: FAD binding; oxidoreductase activity. Bases 1 to 1731 code for a protein of 576 amino acids.